AUACGGUGCAUCUGAUCCUCCGAGCUGGACGUCUGAAGCGAUGAUCACAAACAUGAUUGUGUUGCUGUGUUUGUCUGCGCUGUUUCCCGUCUUGAUGAGCACUGAUGAGGUCAAAUCAGAUUCUCUUCUUGCCAGAGACUGCUCUGAUAUUUAUGCGAGUGAAUAUAGUACCAGCGGCGUGUACACCAUCACCUCAGCAGAUGGAGCAGUGCAGGUCUACUGUGAUGUGGAGUCCGGCGAAAAAACUGACAGGGGACACUGGACGGUGUUUCUCAGGCGAAUGGACGGCGAGGUGAAUUUCUUCAGGCCAUGGGAGAGUUAUAAGAAGGGUUUCGGUAAUAAAACAGGCGAAUACUGGCUGGGAUUAGAGUUUCUUCAUCAGCUGACGCGCAGGCAUCAGUAUAAACUCAGAGUAGAUUUGGAGGACUUUGAAGGAAAGAAGGUUUACGCUCUGUACGAGUCUUUCUCUGUGGACUCUGAGGCUGAUGGGUACAAACUGCACGUGAGCGGCUUUGUAAAUGGAGGAGCAGGUGACUCUUUAUAUUAUCACAAUGGGAUGAUGUUCUCCACCUAUGACAAAGACCAAGAUAAUUCAGGAAGCAAUUGUGCUAUGAUAUACUUUGGAGGAGGGUUUUGGUACAACAAAUGUUAUUACACAAACCCCACUGGUCACUAUUUGUGGGAGAAUGAUGAUACAUUAAUGGAUACUGGAGCCACCUGGUAUUACUGGAAGAAUAGCUGGGAUCCUCUGAAGACCAUCACCAUGAAGAUCAAACGUGUGAAGUAGAGCAGAGCUUAUAAACGCUUCACUGCAGCUUUUGCGCACAUCCACAACUUCAUGCAUACAUGUGGAACUUUCUUAAAAUAUGGUGACAAACAAGUCCCUUGGCUUUUUAUGAUGAAAAAUGUUUCAAAACGUGAAGAAACCUCAAAUAUGAAAUAGUUUCACUCAUAUCGUCUUGAAUGAAAAUAUAUUAAAAAAGAAUUUGACAGGUUCCUGAAAAAUCCCUGGCCCUCUUAAAUAAAAAUGUGUUGAAAUUGGGCUCAUGACUUGAAGCAUUUGCUUUUUUUUGCGACAGCAAAACCUCUGUG
This is a messenger RNA of Sinocyclocheilus anshuiensis, 1092 nucleotides long. Its product is annotated as microfibril-associated glycoprotein 4-like. The record is from RefSeq and is a predicted model, not a curated record. The transcript is spliced from 6 exons. Gene Ontology annotation, biological process: elastic fiber assembly. NCBI's taxonomy places the organism in Eukaryota, Metazoa, Chordata, Actinopteri, Cypriniformes, Cyprinidae. Bases 41 to 787 code for a protein of 248 amino acids.